Messenger RNA from Lacerta agilis (Sand lizard), 959 nucleotides. It is a transcript of the gene PMM2, whose product is annotated as phosphomannomutase 2. The transcript has 8 exons. Lineage: Eukaryota; Metazoa; Chordata; Lepidosauria; Squamata; Lacertidae. Gene Ontology annotation, biological process: GDP-mannose biosynthetic process; protein N-linked glycosylation; mannose metabolic process. The coding region runs from base 83 to 832 and encodes 249 amino acids. The record is from RefSeq and is a predicted model, not a curated record. Gene Ontology annotation, cellular component: cytosol. Gene Ontology annotation, molecular function: phosphomannomutase activity.
AGGAAGCGAAGCGCCUCUCAGCCGGCCACCUCAUCGCUCGGGCGGGCAGCGGCGGCGGGUCGGGUGACACUCCCGAGUGGCCAUGGAGGAGGUGGGCCGCGGGCGGACGCUUUGCCUCUUCGACGUGGACGGCACCCUGACCGCGCCUCGCCAGAAAGUCACCCCAGAGAUGGCGGAUUUUCUGCAGGCCUUGCGGAAGAAGGUGAAGGUCGGAGUUGUGGGUGGCUCAGACUUCGAAAAGAUUCAAGAGCAACUGGGAGAUGAUGUGGUUGAAAAAUUUGACUACGUAUUCCCGGAAAACGGCCUCGUGGCAUACAAAGAUGGGAACCUCUUGAGUAAACAGAGCAUUCAAGGCCAAAUGGGCGAAGAGCUUCUUCAAGACUUGAUCAACUAUUGCCUGAGUUACAUUGCAAAACUUAAACUGCCGAGGAAGAGGGGCACUUUCAUUGAAUUCCGAAAUGGGAUGCUGAACGUUUCUCCCGUGGGCAGAAACUGCAGCCAGAAGGAGCGGAUUGAAUUUUAUGAGCUUGAUAAGAGGGAGCAUAUAAGAGAUAAAUUUGUCGCCGAUUUACGACGAGACUUUGCAGGAAAAGGCCUCACAUUCUCUAUAGGGGGCCAGAUCAGUUUUGAUGUGUUUCCAGACGGUUGGGAUAAGCGAUACUGUUUAGGAAUUGUCUCCCAAGACGGCUUCAAAACAAUUUAUUUCUUCGGAGACAAGACAAUGCCAGGUGGGAACGACUAUGAAAUUUACACGGACUCCAGAACCAUCGGCCACAGUGUCAUGUCCCCCGAGCAGACAAAACAGAUAUGUGAAGAGUUAUUCUUCAACUAGAUGCGCUUAUUUUGUACGAAAAGGGAGCAGGUUAACUUCAGGACUAAAAUUUGUAGAAUAACUGCCUUGGGGUGAAGAUCAGGGUCAAGACUGUGGUGUGCAGGAGGUUGGGUGGGAUUUAACUCUC